Messenger RNA from Pteropus alecto (black flying fox), 2374 nucleotides. RefSeq names its product 2'-5'-oligoadenylate synthetase like (gene OASL). Gene Ontology annotation, biological process: regulation of ribonuclease activity; defense response to virus; negative regulation of viral genome replication. Gene Ontology annotation, molecular function: double-stranded RNA binding; protein binding; nucleotidyltransferase activity. Lineage: Eukaryota; Metazoa; Chordata; Mammalia; Chiroptera; Pteropodidae. Gene Ontology annotation, cellular component: membrane; cytosol; nucleoplasm. The transcript is spliced from 6 exons. The record is from RefSeq and is a predicted model, not a curated record. The coding region runs from base 232 to 1752 and encodes 506 amino acids.
CCAGCCUCGGCUCAGUGUCCCUCAGUGCCACUGUCACAGCAAGGAGUCUUUAAGAGGGGAGCCGCAGAUCAGCCCAGUCACCCCUGAUGUCCUCUCCUCCGUUGUCUUUUAUCCUACGGGGUGCUGGAGGUCAGCUGAGAAGGAGCCACCUUAAAGAAGGGCGUGUAUGCCAGGAGCUUGAGUAUUUGUGUGGCCAUAUAUCUAUCUAGCAGUGGAACUCUCAGGACAGAGAUGGCACUGACCUCAGAGCUGUAUGGCACCGCUGCCUCCAGGCUGGACUCCUUCGUGGCUCAGUGGCUACAGCCCAGCCGGGAGUGGAAAGAUGAGGUGUUGGAGGCUGUGCGGACUGUGGAGCAGUUCCUGAGGGAAGAGCCCUUCCAGAGGGAACAUGGGCUGGACCAGGAAGUGCGGGUGCUAAAGGUGGUCAAGGUGGGCUCCUUCGGGAAUGGCACAGCGCUCAGGAGCAGCACGGAGGUGGAGCUGGUGGUGUUCCUGAGUUGUUUCCACAGCUUCCAGGAGGAGGCCGAGCACCACCACGCUGUUUUGAGAUUGAUAUGGAAAAAGCUGUGGCAUUGCCAUGACCUGGUGGCCCUUGGGCUCGAGGUGAUAGGAGUGGUCCAGGGAGCGCCUGAUGCUUUUGUCUUCACCAUUCAGACUAUGAAGACUGCAGAGCCCAUCACUGUCACCAUUGUGCCUGCCUAUAGGGCCAUGGGACAUUCAAUUCCCAAUUCUCAGCCACAUCCUGUGGUCUAUGAGAGCCUGAUCGAGGCCUGCAACAGUUACCCUGGAAAUUUCUCUGCAUCCUUCUGUGAGCUGCAGAGAAACUUCGUCAAACAUCAGCCAACCAAGCUGAAAAGCCUCCUGCGGCUGGUAAAACACUGGUACCUGCAGUAUGUGAAAGCCAAGUGCCCCAGGGCCAUGCUGCCCCCUCUCUAUGCCCUCGAGCUACUGACCAUUUACGCCUGGGAAAUGGGCACACAGGAGGAUAAGAAUUUCAGGUUGGAGGAAGGCCUCACCACUGUGAUGGAACUGCUCCAGGAGUAUGACUUACUCUGUAUCUACUGGACCAAGUAUUACACAUUCCAGAACCCAGUCAUCGAGGACUUUGUCAGAAAACAGCUAAAAAGAGAAAGGCCCAUCAUCCUGGAUCCAGCUGACCCCACCCACAACGUGGCGAAAGGAUACAGAUGGGACAUAGUCGCACAGAGAGCCAACCAGUGCCUGAAACAGGACUGUUGCUAUGAUGACAAGGAGAACCCAAUCCCCAGCUGGAACAUAAAGAGGGCACGAGACAUCCAGGUGACAGUGGAGCAGUGGGGUUACCCAGAUUUGAUCCUCAGGGUGAACCCUUAUGAGUCCAUAAAGAAGGUUAAAGAGAAGAUUCGACAGAGCCGCGGCUACAUGGGUCUGCAGCGUCUGUCCUUCCAGAUACCUGGUGGUGAGCGGCAACUCCUCAGCAGCCGCAGCUCCCUGGCCGAUUUCGGAAUCUUCUCUAACAUCCCCAUCUAUCUGCUGGAGACUGUCUCCCCUGAGAUCCAGGUCUUUGUGAAGAAUCCAGGUGGUGAGAGUCACGCAUAUGCCAUCGACCCCAACAGUUUCAUCUUGAGCCUGAAGCAGCAGAUACAAGACAGGCAGGGGCUUCUCAGAAAGCAGCAACUGCUGAAGUUCCAAGGUCAAGUCCUGCAGGAUUGGUCAGCUUUUGGGAGCUAUGGUAUCGAGGACAGCGACACCCUCAUCCUCUCCAAGAAAUAAGCCUGAGAGGCUCUGCUUCCACACAACUAAUUUAUUCAGGGAAACUUCCUGUAGUUCUGCCAACUUAUCCAGGACUCAUUCUAUCAACCACUCCUCCCAGCUCUCUGCUGGGGAGGUUCCAUGUCUUCACCAGUUUUGUUAAAAGUUAUCCUAGCUCUCCCUGCCAGUAGAGGAAUGAGGAGGGGUAUGAGAGAGACUAGAUAUGCGUGUGGACAAUGGCCAGACCAUAAACAACAAUAGAAUUCUGACCCGUAGCCUCUGCAGCCACCAACCUGGGAAGCCAAACCACAACCUGUGCAGUAAUUGACCCCAAAGUGUCAGGAUUUAGUCAAUAACUGACAGCUUUCCUAAUUCUCCCCUGCCCCCUUGCAAUUCAGGUCCAACCAGAGAAAGCCAAACAAGCUCUCUAAGCAAUCACAUAGGAUGUCCUAUUUCUAGAUAACCCACCUCCAGCUUCCCCAGGACACCAACCUCAGUCAGGGCAUACCUGAAGCCUUCUCUUCUUUCCAUUAUAAAGCUUUCCCAUCCCCUGUCUUUGAGUCUCUGCCAAAUGCAAGGGAUGAUGGCUGACUCCCUUGCUCUAGCAAGUUGGGAAUAAAUAACCUUUGUUCAUUCUCUUUUA